Molecule: messenger RNA, 2566 nt
Organism: Sphaeramia orbicularis (orbiculate cardinalfish)
Lineage: Eukaryota; Metazoa; Chordata; Actinopteri; Kurtiformes; Apogonidae
Gene: pnn
Product: pinin, desmosome associated protein
Exons: 9
Coding region: 40-2088 (682 amino acids)
Cellular component (GO): catalytic step 2 spliceosome
Source: RefSeq, a predicted model, not a curated record
AAGAAGAAACACACGUGAUUCGCGCUAACUGGAAACAAGAUGGCGGUAGCGGUGCGGAGCUUGCAAGAUCAGCUCGAAAAAGCUAAGGAAAGCUUAAAACAUGUGGAUGAUAAUAUUCGGAAAUUAACAGGACGUGAUCCUAAUGAAUCAAGACCGGGUCAGCUCCGUCGGCUCGGCGGCCCCAUGGCAGGCCCUGGUGGAGGUAGAGGCAGAGGAAUCAACUUGCUCAGGCGUAGUCUCUCAGAUAUUGGAAGCGGCGGCCCACCUGCCAAGCAAAGGGACAUUGAAGGAGCCCUCCUGAGGCUGGCAGGGGACCAGAGGGCCCGGAGAGACGCGCGUCACGACAGCGACGCCGAGGAUGAUGACGAUGUCAAAAAGCCGGCGUUGCAGUCGUCUGUCGUAGCUACCUCCAAAGAGAGAACACGCCGAGACCUCAUUCAAGAUCAAACCAUAGAUGAGAAGGGCAAACAGAGGAAUCGGCGAAUGUUCGGCCUGCUAAUGGGGACCCUGCAGAAAUUUAAACAGGAGUCAAACGUCUCUACAGAAAAACAAAAGAGGCGUUCAGAGAUUGAGCAGAAACUUGAGGUUCAGGCUGAGGCUGAAAGAAAGAAGGUGGAGAAUGAAAAGAGGGAGUUGUUUGAAGAGAGGAGAGCCAAACAAACUGAGCUGAGACUACUGGAACAGAAAGUUGAAUUAGCUCAGCUGCAAGAGGAGUGGACCAGCCACAAUACCCGUUUGGUGAAAUACAUUCGCACCAAGACCAAGCCACACAUCUUUUACCGGCCUGGAAAAAUGUGCUCCGCAACACAGAAACUCCUCGAUGACUCCACAAAGAAGCUAAAUGCUGUGUUUGAGGAGAGGCGUGAAGCAUUUGCUGAACACCUCAGCAAGAUGGAGUCCCGCCCCAGGCGUCAGCCAAACCGGGACCAGGAUGGCAACACAGCAGCAGCAGGGACGGACCACUCGGCGGAGGGUAAGCCAGCAGGUCAGGUAGUCAAGGUGACAGGUAACAAGGGUGUAGCACAGAUAGAGGAGGAGGAGGAAGAUGAGGAGGAGGAGGAAAGGGAAAAGGAGGGAGAUAGAAAGAUGGCAGAGAAAGAUGAGGGGGAAGAGAGAGAAGGGGAGAAAGAAGGGCUGAAGAAGGAUGAGGAGGAGGGGAUGGAGUUUGAGGUACAAAGUGAGGAGAAAAAGGAAGAGGAGGAGGUGGUUGAGUGCAGAGCUGAGCAAAGGGAGAAGGAGAACAAACAGGCCAGUCCAGGGUCAGAGGAAAUGGAGGUCGAGGGAAUGCCAGAGCAUGAGAAUAGGAUUAAGAGAGAGGAGCAGGGAGAAACAGACAGAAAUGAGGGAUGCACAGACCUCAAAAAUGAAAAGGCCCAGGACACCCCGUCCUCUGAACCAGCCGUUACCAGCCCAGAAGCUCUGAUCACCAGUCACGAGUCCAUCCCCUUCAUCUCGGAACCGGCUGGUAAAUCCUCUGAGACACAGGGCGCCUCUCCUUUCCCAUAUCCUCAAACAGCAUCCAGUGAUCUGAAUUUUGUCAUACCUGGACUUGAGAGUCUGGAAACUGCUGAAAACCAGGCAGUGGAAGGAAAAUUACGUGAUGAAGAACCUGAAAAACUACCUGAAUCCCAGGAGCCCCCCAGCACCACCCCUGCACCCUCUAAAGAGGAUGAGGACAGUGGCAGAGGGAGGAAGAGGGACAAGGAGCCCAAGAAGGGUCGCAGUCAUAGUAACAGCUCCUCCUCUUCCUCCUCGGGCUCCUCUUCCAGCGGAAGCUCUUCCUCCUCCUCUGGAUCCAGCCGGUCUUCUUCAUCAUCCUCCUCCUCAUCAUCCUCAUCGUCCAACAGCAGCAGCCGAAGUCGCAGCCGUGACAGCGGCAAGCGCAAGAGGCGGCCAUCGGACAGGAGCAGAGACAGAAAGAAGGGAGAGGAGAGAAGUCACCGCAAGAGAGGAGGAAGUAGUGGAGGAGGGAGGGACUCGAAGGGAUCGAAGGAAAGGAGGAAGAGGAGGAGCGAAGAAGGGAGGGCCAGAUCAUCACGGAGUGAUAGGGAGCAUAAAGAUAGAGACAGGAAGGACAAACGACGCUAAUCUGGUUUUUGUUCAGCCUCUCUACAGGAACUUAAGCCUCCAACUAUUUACUUAUUGACAGAUGAUAAAGCUUUUAAACUUAAAUUCAUCUUAAAAUGCCACAUUUUUAAAAACCUAGCCUGUAGAAGCAAAUGUUUUGUCAGUAUAGGAUUUAUAAGGCAACGUAAAUUAAAGUGGUUAUUUUCUGACAAUGAAUUGAGAUUUUCCCCCUUGGCAUAAAGGAUGUAAAUUCCAUUUUAAGUUCAAGCGGUGCCUCUGGCCAGAAACUAUACUGUCUUGAUCGGGCCCUUAAACAGGUUUGAGAUAGGUUAAACUAUUGAGGAGACUUUUAGCCCUGCCAUUUAGAAUCUGAAGUACUCAUUUUACUUUAAAUGGGAUUUUGUGACAGUGACGAGAAGGUGUUGAACGUUUUUUUGGUUUAUCUUUACCAUAUUGCCACAGGCAGUUUUGGUUGUUAUGGAGACAUUUAAUUUAAAAA